UCCGAAAGGACGCAUGUUAUAUUUUUCAAAAAAUAUUUUUCAUUAGCUUGAUAAUAUUAAGACUAAUUUUACGGCUGACAAAUGAUUACGAAUGUAACAAAUGUAUUUAAACUUGUAAUAGUCUAGAAUUGUUAUUGAUAGAAGGAGCAAAUCCUUGGACAUCGGUUAAUUUAUCUUAAUCGCGAUAAGUGCUCAAUUAGCUAUGUCUACGUGCCAAAGCCUUCAAAGUGGCUAGUGAAAGUUUUCUGGUGAACCUUCUAUGAUCUCAAAGAAAAUGUGUAAAUAUAGAGACAUAGAGUAGAGAGUGAAGUGCAGUGUUCAUGGAAAACGUAAACUAUCAGCCGAGUGGCGAGGAGAUAGAGCGGGCGUUAAUGGACCUCGGCCCGCUGCUUGGUGUUUCCAUCAAGGAAGAGGUACAGGAUGAACUGCCUGAUGCUACUGCGGGACCGCCGUCCACCCUUAGCGUAAGUUUACCCGCCGGGGCGGCCGGGGCGGGCGGGGCGGGCGGGGCGGGCGCCGCAGCCGCGGCCAGCUCGGAGCCGGAGGCCGGCGCCGACUCGCUGGCGUCUCCCAGCGCGGCGCGGCCCCCGCUGUCGGCCGCGCGCUGCGUGCUGUGCCAGACCGCACUGGCGCUCACCGAGGGCACUCCCAAGCUCAUGGAAUGCCUCCACUCUGCCUGUGAACCCUGCAUAGCUGCUAAGAUAGAAGAGAGAACAGCUAGCUCUCGUGACUUUUUAGGCGCUGAAAGGAUCACAAUAACAUGUCCAUCAUGUCGGCUGCAGUGUCAACCAGCCAAUAUGAUCGACCAGAGAUUUGUAUUAGAGAAAAUGGCAUUGGAACAAACGGGCAACAAUGGCGCGACGAGCGGCGAGCAGCAGUGCAACAGCUGCGAGGACACGGAGCCGGCCACCAGCUACUGCGUUGACUGCGCAGAGUACAUCUGCGACAACUGCGUGCACGCACACCAGAGGUUAAAGAUCACUAAAGACCACACGAUCAAGUCUAAGGACGAGGCCGCCGCGGAGCUGGGAGCUGCACAACCGCCGCGGUCCGCACACGAUAUGUACUGCCGCGACCACGUGCAGGAGCGGCUGUCGCUGUUCUGCGAGACGUGUGACCGUCUGACGUGCCGGGACUGCCAGCUGCAGCACCACCGCGACCACAAGUACCAGUUCAGCACGGAGAUGGCCGCCCAGGCUCGCGCGAGCAUCGCCAGCCUGCUGUCGGAGGUGAACUACAAGCGCGUGCUGCUGGGCUCCGCCAUGAAGGUGAUCCGCGACCGGCAGCAGCUCAUCGCCGACAAGAAGAAGGCGCUCGUGCACGAGAUCACGCAGACCGUCGUCAAGCUGACGAACGCGAUCAACACGCGCGGCAAGCAGCUGGUGCUGCGGCUGAACGAAGUGUGCGACGGCAAGCAGCGCACCCUCACCGAGAAGAAGGAGGCGCUGGAGCAGCUGGCCGGCGUCACCGAGCACUGCGUGGAGUUCGUGGGCGCCGCCCUGGAGCAGGGCUCCGACACCGCCCUGCUGUACGCCAAGCGCCUCGUGGCCGCACACCUGCAGCGAGUCAAGUCGCGCCGCGCAGACAUACCCAACCCUGAGAUACCCGUGCGCAUCAGCCUCGCGCUCGACAAGCUGCCCGACCUGGUGCGAGUGCUGUCGAGUAUCGGCGCCAUCGUGGUGGACGGCAAGGUGGACGGCGCGGGGGGCGCGGGGGCGGCGGCGCAGGGGCCCUACCACCCGCCCCCCGCGCCGCCCGCCGCGCCCCCCGCGCCCCCCGCACCGCCCGGGGGCUCCGUGCCCGGCCCCGCGCCCCCGCACUCCGCAGUAGUCGCCCUACAGCACGUCGCCAUGCACCAGUCGUACGUGCAGUCGGUGUCGGGCGCGGGCGGGGGCGGCGCGGGAGGCGGGUACCUGUCGCCGCUGCAGCCGCUGCAAUCGCUGCAGUCGCUGCAGCCGCUGCAACCGCUGCAGCCGCUGCAGCCGCUGCAGCAGCAGAUGCGGCACGCGCGCGCGCACACGCCGCUGCGCCAUCCGCACGUCACUUCCACCACGCACCCGCACCACCUCCACGGCGUGAACGACAUGAACCUGCGCGGGCUGCUGAGUGCGCAGGCGCAGGCGCAGGGCCGGCCGCGGGCCCUGCAGCACCCGGCCUCCUCCGCCGCCUCCGCAGCCUCCGCCUCCGCCGCCAUGCACCACGCCUACCAGCAGAUGAUGGGCGCGUACGCGGCGGGCCCGUACGGUGGCGGGGCGGCGGGCGUGGGCGGGGGCGGGGGCGGCGCGGAGCUGGCGCCGGUGCCGGGCGGCGGCGGCGGCGGGGUGGCCGACUUCAAGAUCACGCUGGCCCCCGCCCCCGCCCCCGCGCGCGCCCCGCACACGCCCACCACGCCCUCCAUAGUCACCUCCACCAACCCCAAGACGCCCAGCCCCAGUCUCAAUGGCGGCGCGUCGUCGGAGCUGGACAAGGUGUGCGCGGAGUCUGUGCAGGACCUGAUGGCCACCAUCGCCAAGCUGGACUCCAACGGCGUGCAGGUGGUGGCCGAGGGCGCGGCCAGCUCGCCCGCGCCCGUGCACUCCUCCACCGAGCAGCGCACGCGGCACCACCAUCACCAGCAGCUGCAGCACCAGCAGCACGCGCCCGCCGACCCCAACGAGGACUGGUGCGCCGUGUGCAUGGACGGCGGCGAGCUCAUGUGCUGCGACAAGUGCCCCAAGGUCUUCCACCAGUAUUGCCACAUACCCACCAUAGAGAAGUUGCCAGAUGAGACGGAGACGUGGCAGUGCCUGCUGUGCGUGAACUUCGCGGAGCUGCCGCCCGAGGAGCCCCCGGCCGAGGACGAGGGCCUCACGCCGCGCCAGCUCAAGAUCAUCGAGCGCAUCACGCUCGAGCUCUACUGCCAGUACGAGGCCAGCCUGCCCUUCAGGGAGCCCGUGCCCGGGGACAACCUCCACUACCACUCCAAGGUCCCGCGUCCGAUGUACCUGGACCUGGUGCGGCUGAAGUUGCAGCCGCGCGCGGCGCUGCGGUACACCCACGUGGCUCAGUUUGUGGCCGACUGCCGGCUACUCUUCAGGAACGCAUACCACUACAAUCCGCCGGAUUCGACUAUAUACAAGGACGCGAAGCGCCUGGAGGAGUUCUUCGACGCGCAGCUGCUCAAGUGGCUGCCCGAGUACGCCUACUGGAACGGGGAGGGCUCGCCCGCGGCCAAGAGAGCGCGGCUCGAGUGACGUCACCACCACGCCGCACGCUACCCGCCCGUGACGUCACACGCGGCAGACCUCUCACUCGCACAGUCGGUCGCCGCCCACCACGUGUACUACACGUAGAUAUACAUCAGUAUUGAUAUUGCAGUCAUUUCUUUUUUCAAGAAGGAUAAGUUAAGGUCUCUUAAGGGUCGGCAACGCGCACGUGACUCCCCUGGUGUUUCAGGCGUCCAUAGGCUACGGUAAACGUUUACCAUCAGAUGGGCCGUAUGCUCGUUUGCCACCUACGUGGAAUAAAAAAAAAUGUAACAGAGCUUGUGUAAUCACCAAGCAAAGUUGAGGUCUCUGUUGAUAUAUGACAUUUUAAAUAUAUUGAUUGAUGUAACUUGACUAUUGAAAAAAGAUGUUAGGAACGUCUUUAUCAGAGAAAUCAUGAUUUACACAGCGUUGUCAUACUACUGAUUCAACGAGCACGAUCUAUGGAUCUCAUAGAAAAGUCUAGAAUCCGGAUUAUGUCCCAGCAAUGAAUGGAUUGCCUGGACGGACUACUAGUGGUCUCGUGAGACCACAAUAUACCAGAUGUGUACACUGACCGUUCGUAUAUAAUUCUGUUGACGUUCAGUAAUGUAUAUUUUGAAUGAAUACGUCAUACAUUUCAUCACAAACACCACUUGGAGCAACUCUCAUACAUACACAUACACAUUCUCUUGGAGCAAUCUGUUCAACCAGUAGAGGCUGCCCUAGUUCAUUUAUAUUAAUAAACACUUUGUCUAACAACUUGCGUAAAAUAAAUUGAACGGUAAUAAUUAUCAUUAGUAUAAUAUAUAAAUAAUUAUUUUCAAAUAGUAUUUAGUAAUUUAAUUAAAAUAUUUAUAAAUAAAAAGAAGACUUAAUCUUUUUCUCAUUUACACCGGUGUGUAGAGAUAAUUUAAGAAGACAUUUUAUUUAAAAUGAUAUUUAGUUUAAGAUAAACUUAAAAUAUGUAAUGUAAUCGAUGUUACACUGUAGUAUGUAACGAAUAAAGUUCCUUUUUGUUGAACAAAAGACAAGAUUGUAGCGACGCUGUUGCUCGUCGUGCGUUAUAUGUUGUUGUUUCCGGUGCGCGUGUAGCGUGAUCAACGCGGUUAUUUGUUAGUUACUGGACCUACUCAUGUUUCCUGAAGGUCAUCACUGUAUUUUGAAUUGUUGGCACUUAGGGAUAAUUGUAUUUUAAACUUAUUAAAAAAUGUGAGCCAAUGGAGAAACCUGCACGCUCGGUUGUUUAUUAUUAUUCGUGGUACUAUACUCUCUUUGUGAUUUGUUUCAAAUAAUUCUCCUAUCUCACUUUGUUGUAUUAACCUGUAUUACUAAAAUUGGUGAUGAAAGUUAUUUGUUGAUAUGAUACGAUGCUAAAAGAUAGCACAUUAUCUUUUAGACGUUUAUUUUAAUUUCUCUGCAAUAAAUAACUUUCAUCACCAGUUUUAGAAAUACAUGUAUUUCCUGUAAUGUGUCAGGAUAAAAGUUGGAUAUUCAACAUCCUGUGAAUGUAUUCAGUUUUAUUUUAUGUUUCCUAUAUAAAUAUAUGUAAUACCGAGCGUCCAGCUUCUUUUUCAAUAUUGUCACUCGUUAAUGUAAGUACGUGUUAAGUGUUAAGGAUUUUAUAAGACUACAUUAAAUGUAUGUGAAGUGCGUAUGUAUAUGCGUGCUAGCGUUCUGCGCGCGUUACUCUGGCGCUAAGUUAUAUUUUUAUUUAGUACUAGCUGUACACGCAACUUCGUCCGCGUGGAAUUUACCUUUAUAGUUCUAAAAUAAAAGUAGCCUAAGUUACUCCUUAUUACAUCAGCUACGUACCGAUAAAAGUCCCGUCAAAAUCGGUCCAACCAUUUCAGAGAUUAGACGGAACAGACAGACAGACAGACAAAAAUUGUAAAAUAUAUUAUUUUGG
Molecule: messenger RNA, 5133 nt
Organism: Achroia grisella
Lineage: Eukaryota; Metazoa; Arthropoda; Insecta; Lepidoptera; Pyralidae
Gene: bon
Product: E3 ubiquitin-protein ligase TRIM33
Exons: 18
Coding region: 321-3233 (970 amino acids)
Biological process (GO): positive regulation of DNA-templated transcription
Cellular component (GO): chromatin; nucleoplasm
Molecular function (GO): protein binding; ubiquitin-protein transferase activity; zinc ion binding
Source: RefSeq, a predicted model, not a curated record